AUGAACUCGCCGAUUAUUUUAACGCGAUCCACCCCGGCGCGGCCGACGACGAUGCGGUACUUUGACCGCCACCUCAAAGGCCUGCAGCGCAGCAUGGUUGACUCCGCGACCUGCGAUUUGCACAAGUUGUGCGCGGGGCAGAUGUUGGAGCGCCGGGCCUUUGUCAAGCGGGAUACCCCGGUGGUUUUAGAGAUCGGCGCCCACGCCGGCUGGUAUUUUCGCCAUAUGAUCGAGCGCGGCCAGCUUCACGGCCUGCAGCAGUACAUCCAGACCGACAUCUCCGAGGACCGGCUCAACCGAAACUACCGCGAGAUCAAAGGCCUGAUCCCGCCCGACGUGGAGUAUGUUCAGCUGAACUGCGAUGAGGAAUUGCCCGAUCCGUUUGGCAUCCCCGAGCGGUCGGUGGAUAUGAUCGUGUCCUGCCUGUCGAUGCACUGGGUGAACGAUUUGGAGACCGCCUACGUGAAUGCGCGUCGGGUGUUGAAGCGGGACGGCUUUCUCCUGUCGAGUAUGUUUGGCGGGAACACCUUGUACGAGCUCCGCGGCUGCUUUUCCAUGGCCCAGACCGAGGUCCUCGGCGGCGUGAGCUCCCACAUCUCCCCCAUGAUUGACGGGGCGGGGUUGUCGACGCUGAUUCUGCAAACCGGGUUCAACCUCCCCACGAUCGACCUGGAUCGGCAUUUGUUGCUCUACAAGACGCCUUUUCACCUGAUGGAGCACCUUUCGCGGAUGGGCGAGAGCGCCUGCCAUGUGCAGCGGAAGCCCCUGAAUCGGGAGGUGUUGUUGGCGACCUGCGCCUGCUAUGAUGGGAUGUACCGGCGGAAUAAUCUGAUCCCGGCCACCUUUGAGAUCUUCCACGUCAUCGCGUGGAGCCCGAGCGCGACGCAGCGGAAGCCGCUGCCGCGCGGCAGCGGGCAAAUCCCCCUUGCCUCGUGGAAUAGCAAAAACAAAGAGCGCCUGCAAGGCGUCCUGGACGAGUACGCGCAGAACCCCAACGACGAGGGGCUGCAAACCAAGGCCCACGACUUGUUUAGACAACUCCGCGAGGAGAGCGCGGCGUUGAUGAGCGAAAAGGGCCUCGAGGUGGGGCCUGGCGAGGGAACUCGGCAGCCCCCGGUGCUAAACCAAAAGCCCAUGCCGCCCUUUCAACAGGAAAGCCCCGACGACGACCCGGCGUAG
Molecule: messenger RNA, 1179 nt
Organism: Phytomonas sp. Hart1
Lineage: Eukaryota; Euglenozoa; Kinetoplastea; Trypanosomatida; Trypanosomatidae
Source: the annotation of a GenBank genome assembly